Molecule: messenger RNA, 5830 nt
Organism: Ostrea edulis (European flat oyster)
Lineage: Eukaryota; Metazoa; Mollusca; Bivalvia; Ostreida; Ostreidae
Product: paramyosin-like
Exons: 16
Coding region: 2567-5152 (861 amino acids)
Cellular component (GO): myosin complex
Source: RefSeq, a predicted model, not a curated record
AUUGAUCACUGCUCGUUAUCUUUUCAUUGGAAAUAUUUAAGAUUUAGCUUAUUUAGCCAAACAGCACACUUAUUGUAAAAUCAAUGAGAAAAAGUCAAACACAUGUGGGACUAAAACUUAUGAUGUGUAUAUAUUUGCAUCCAAACGCCUUAAUCCAUUGGUCCUUAGCGUAUAGUGAACAAAACUAAAAGGACAACGAAUACGUGAGUGAUAUUCGUUUCAUAAUGUAACGUCCUUCCGUUAGAAUGAAUGAGAAGACCUUCAGCUCAUUGAAAACCACAAUCAAUUUCAGCAACAAUAUCAGGUUAUGUUGUGAAAGCCGAACAUGAUUUCCACGUGCCCCUCGAGUGACUCCAUUUUCUUUUGAGAUACAAUAGACGAUGAUAUAAUCCCAGUAUCAUCACACGAUAAAUCAGUGAACAGUCAAACCAUUAAUACGUGGAAUUAAUAAUCAUGUAACUUCGAUAGGAAUCCAUGGCUUUAAUGGACUUUGAUGAAUUAGCAAUAUUCAAUUUUUAUGGCAGAUGCACUUGUUUAAGUAUGGGCGGGGAAAAAAAGAACGUGAAACAUGCUUUUAAAAAAUUCCAAUUCCAAGAUAUUUGGUUCAAAUGGUAAAUGCGUGAUGAAUGAAUUAGGCAGAUUCCAAACAUGUGUUAAAAACCACUCUUAUCACCAUUAAUUAGUUUCAUGCACGCAGUUUUAGAUUGACAAGUAUUGUUUCGAUGCAUUGGAAAACUGUUAGGUAGUAAAGGUCAAUUUGAUAAUGCAACAACCUUUGAAUGAAUCAAUCUUCCGAAUGAAUUAAAAGAUUUUGAAUAUUACAAUUUUUGAUCGAGUCUAGCCGUCUACGUUACAGUUACUACCACGGUUUUGUAAUUAUCAUGACAAUGUAAGAACAGGCGCAUUAGCUCCUAGAAAAGUAACCUUACUGCAAUAGCAGGUCCUACACCCUGAAGUGCCCGUACUGUAAAAAAAAACCACCAGGCCGGUGUAAAUUGUAAUGUAUUAAGCAGCCAUUGCUAAGUAAAUGUCAUUAAAAGUCCACAAACAGUAAGUAUCUAGUUAACAUUGAAAAUUAUAAAAGAAACCAGUACCAUAGCAAAGUAUAUGUUCAUGAACAGGAUGUUGCACUUAUCGCCAUUCACCAUACUCCUGAAGAAUAGUACGGAACCGUUUACUAUCAAAACACUGGAAAUAUUGAUAUUGAUAAACAUCCAAGCGAUUAACAGGGUCAGGAACCUGUAAACAGGUUAAUUCCGAACUCAUAACGUAAUACUAACAUCGUGCACCAAAUCCAUGAAACUCUACGAGAAAAAUCUCAUAUUUACAUGUACAAUUCAAGAUUAUACAUGUAUAGACCUCUCCUAAUAUGCAUUAUUUAUUUUAAUCUGUUUGGUAUAGAAGAUUAUCAAAAUAUUAGAAAUUAUUAAAAUUCUGGACUUUGGCAUGCGUAAAACCACCGACACUGUCAGUUAUCAUAGACCUGUAUCAGAAUUGAAAUAUAUGAAGUUUAAAGGUUAGUAGCAACUGAGAUUAGCAAACAUGGGGUAUAGCAUUGACAAUCAAAUAUUCAUGAACAAAUUCAAAUGCAACUAAAAAAAUACAUGCAGCUUAUGUUAAGUACAUUACAAUUACGUUUAGUUUGAAAGAUUUGCACUUAAUUCCACGAAUUAGGUAUUUACCAAGCCAAUUUCUGCAUACAGGUGAAAUGGUCUAGAGGAAUGAAUGGUUGCCGAGAGUAUACUGACCAACCAGGGUUCCUUUGUAUUUCUUGAUGAUAUCCAUACAUUUCGAGGAAAUAAAAUUAAGGUUGCUUCCCAGACGAACAGCAGAGUUACACGAGGUAAUGGAUUAUCAUGAACAUUUGCUACGUAACAUAACAAUAGCAAUGCUUGUUAGCGAGAAACUGCACACUAAAGCAAUUCAUUAUAUCUUUCAACAAUAAGAUAAUUGCAUAAAUCAAUCAAGAUUAGAAUGCGUGUCCGGUGAAUGCGGAAGAGGAAGUUAUUACUUGUGAUUUGUCAAGGCCGACGACGUGCGACAUAUUUGGAUUCGCAUACUUCAAGACACUGCAAAGACAAUACGCCAGAAAGAACUGCUUGAAAUUGUUCCUCUCUGUUAGUAGCUCAAAAGCAAUUAGACUCAUUCUAAUACACAACAGCUUGGCUCUCCAUAUUAGGCGGGAGGUGUCGCUAAACUUUGCUGGGGGACGUUGCUGCUUGUUUUCCUCUUCCUGUUGCUAUGUUAUUGUUAGCAUCUGAUUAAUAUUGAUAAGUCCCGAGUCUACCUGUGCGUAGGAUUAUGACAUCAUAGCAAUACUUUCGUACAACCCUUUUCCUCAGCCUUCUAUGACUCUACUUUGCUAUCAGAUUUCUUACUAUCUGUGCAUUUUUUCAUCCUAGCGACCCCUGGCGGAGCACUCGUUGUAUAUAACGUAUUGAAGAGUAGUAUUUAAGCAUUCAUUCGGGCGUUCAAGUUAGUCUGCCUCAAGUCUAUAGCCAGUGCCGAGCUUUGGAAUAGAACAGCUCUUUUUCGAAAACUUGUUUUCUGUAUUGUGUAAAUCAACAUGAUGGAUUACGAUUCCGAUGUUUCCACCAAAGUUGUAAGGGUGAACCGCACCUACAACGUCUAUCGCGGUACUUCACCCUCCACACAAAACAGAUUAGAGGCACGCAUCCGGGAACUGGAGGAUGCUUUGGACGGAGAACGCGAUACCAGACUGAGAUUCGAGAAACAAUGUGCCGAGCUGACUUUCCAACUGGACCAAAUGUCCGACCGACUUGAGGAAGCUUCAGGAAUGUCAUCUUCACAGUUGGAGAUCAACAGAAAGAGGGAAUCAGAAUUAAUUAAACUGCGCAAAGACAUAGAAUUAGUCAAUGCCCAGUUCGAGUCAACGGAAUCCAGCAUGCGCAAACGUCACCAAGAUGCUCUCAACGACCUUGCUGACCAACUUGAAUAUAUGACAAAAACCAAAGGACGAGUAGAGAAAGAGAAGAGCCAAUUGCUCAUUGAAAUCGAUGUCAUUCAAACCGAGAACGAGGGUCUCAGUAAAGCAAAGGCCUCAGCUGAUGCCAGAAUUGACGCUUUGGAGGGAUCUGUUUCCAGACUCAAGGUUCAGGUUGAUGACCUUACCCGCCAAAACAACGAUCUCAAUGGAUUAAAGGGUAGACUCACUCAGGAGAAUUUCGAUCUUCAACAUCAGGUGCAGGAAUUGGAUGCUGCCAAUGCCGGCCUCGCCAAAGCCAAAUCUCAACUUCAAGUCCAAUUGGACGACUUGAAGAGAAACUUGGAUGACGAGAGCAGGCAACGCCAGAACCUGCAGGUUCAGCUCAGCGCCCUGCAGAGUGACUACGAUAACUUGAACGCCCGCUAUGAGGAAGAAUCUGAAUCCGCCUCCAACCUUCGUGCCCAACUCAGCCGUGUCAACGCAGAAUUUGCUGCCCUCAAGACCAGAUAUGACAAAGAACUUCUGGCCAAAACCGAGGAGAUGGAAGAAAUGAGACGCAAGUUGUCCGUCAGGAUCCAGGAGUUGGAGGACCUUCUCGAACAGUCCCGCCUUAGAUGCACCAAUCUCGAGAGGACCAAGUCCAAGCUCACUGCCGAACUCAAGGAAGUCACCAUUGAACUUGAAAAUUGUCAAAUAAUUAUACAAGACCUCACCAAGAGAAACAGACAGCUGGAGAACGAUAAUGCUGCCCUUCAGAAACGCGUGGAUGAAUUGUCUGCUGAGAAUGCUCAACUCCGCAACGACAAACACGCCCUCGAACAAGAGGUCUACAGACUCAAGGUUUCCAACGCUGAGCUCUCAGAGAAGAACGCUAAUCUUGAGAGGGAGAACAAAAAUCUUAGCGAUCAACUCCGUGAAGCUAACCAAGCCCUCAAGGAUGCCAACAGGUUGAUCAAUGAGUUGAACGCCGCCAAGGCCGCCCUUGAAGCUGAGCGCGACAACCUUGCUGCCGCUCUCCGUGACACGGAGGACGCUCUCCGCGAUGCUGAAGCUAAACUUGCCGCAGCCCAAGCCGCCCUUAACCAGCUUCGCGCCGAAAUGGAACAGAGGCUCCGUGAAAAGGAUGAGGAAAUCGACAGCAUCAGGAAGAGCAGCGCCCGUGCUAUUGAAGAACUCCAGCGUACCCUUGUGGAGGUAGAAACCCGCUACAAGACCGAAAUCAACCGCAUCAAGAAGAAAUACGAAACUGACAUCCGGGAACUUGAAGGUGCUCUUGACAACGCCAACCGAGCCAAUGCUGAAUACCUUAAACAGAUCAAAUCUCUCCAACACCGUGUCAAGGACUUGGAAAGCGCCUUAGAAGAGACCCAACGCCAACUCGACGACUGCAGAGGUCAACUCUCUAUCUCCGAGAGGAAACGCAUCUCCCUUCAACAGGAACUCGACGACUGUCGAUCCCUCCUCGACGCUGCCGAGAGAGCUCGCAAGAAUGCCGAGACUGAACUUGGAGAGACAUCCCAGCGCCUUACUGAAGUCCAACUCCAGAUCACUGUCAUCAGCAACGAUAAACGCCGCUUGGAAGGAGACAUCGCCGCCAUGCAGAGCGACCUUGAUGAUGCCCUCAACGCCCAGAGGGCCGCCGAGGAGCGUGCUGACCGUCUUGCAGCUGAGGUCCACAGACUUGCUGGAGAACUCCACCAGGAACAAGAGAACUACAAGAACGCCGAAAGUCUGCGCAAGCAACUCGAGAUUGAAAUCCGCGAGAUCACUGUGAGACUUGAAGAGGCCGAAGCAUUCGCCACCCGUGAAGGAAAGAGACAGAUUGCCAAGCUCCAAGCCAGAAUUCGCGAUUUGGAGGCUGAACUGGAAGCUGAGCAGAGACGUCUCCGCGAGACCGCCGCCAACAUGCGUAAAUAUGAGCGCCAGUACAAGGAAAUCGUCACCCAGGCCGAGGACGACCGCCGUCAAGUAGCUGAGCUUAGCAGUCUCGUCGACCAACUCACCAUCAAAAUCAAGACAUACAAACGCCAGAUUGAUGAGGCUGAGGAUGUAGCCAGCUUGACAAUGAACAAAUACCGCAAGGCUCAACAGUUGAUUGAGGAGGCUGAACACCGUGCCGACAACGCCGAGAAGAACCUUGCCGCCGUCCGCAGAACACGAUCCAUGUCUGUUACACGAGAAGUCACUAAGGUCAUCAAAAUCUAAAUGCAUGUAGAUAUCUUAGGAGGCAUAUAUCAUCAUUCAAGAGACAUAUUAAAAAAUUCGCGCAACGCAAAAUAUGAUGAUGUUACAGAGACUAUAUUCCGAAAUUUCCCUUGUACAGAUUAUUUAUUUUUGUUAUUUAUAAGUGCUGGAGCCUAAAGCAAUGCGUGUUUGCUGCAUGACGUUAAGUUAUAUUCGUAUAAAAGGAGGGAGUUGAUAAGCCAUAGCUCGGCACGGCAAUUAUAGCAACAGAUGGCGCUGACGGCAGACCUAAACACACAACCGUACAACGUAAUCAGAUUCCUCCACGCAAAUGAAAGAAACACGCGGCAAGAGUGAAUUUCUACAAACUGUGCAAUAAUUUUUUUUCCAUUGUGAUAUUAAAGUACUGCUAUAUUUAGAGUACUUUAUGUUGAUAUUUUAUUUAUUGAAAUGAUUACUAGUAUAUAGCGUUAAUAAAGAGAGGACUGUUGAUAACGCGUCAUCUCUUUGUAUGGUUGAAACUUCUGUAUAAUGAUUGUUGUGUUCUGGUGUACAAAAGUAUCAUUGUAUUUUACAGUAUUUCAAAAUAUCUUUGUUUUUUUUUGUUUUAUUCAAGGAAGAAAAUAUGAAUAUGACUUCAAUUUUUGAAAAAAAAUGUUUCCCUUGCUACAAUAAAUUCCGUCACUGUUGCUUUUGAUA